GGACCCCUUAUCUGCAAGGACUUCCUGUCCCACCCACAUUCUCGUGUCGCUUCCGGGUGGCCCAAAAGCGUCAACUAGCAAGCCGUCGUUAUUUUGGCGCUGUAAACAAAAGUUAGAAAACGGUUAAGCUCCCACAACACGUGAAACGAAAAGACAUGCAUAUCAAAACAGGUACAUGGGAAGCCAGCAACACUUCGUGUGAGUCCGAUACCCUGUGUGAUCCAGCAGUCCUCGUAGCAGCCACCAACUCCGAUCCCCACAUUCGUAACCGCCGCCUGUCUCCCGGCUCGGGCAACUGUGGAGGUGGUGGAGGCGGAGGCUGCAUCUCUGGUGGUGACCAACAGCGCCGGCAGCUUUCUGCUGAAGGCAACCUCGUCGGACCCGGCCACCCGCACACUAUCAGCUUCCGCAGGGAAAAGGAGCGCAAGGGCCAUCAGCACAAAGGCCGCAGCCUCCGCAGGGAAAGUCAGAAGGGGGUCGGCCGAGUAAGCGAGCGGGCACAAAAGGCUAGCCAAAAGGAGAGGUGGGUGGAGGACAGUCUGUCGCUGCUCAAGCCCCCACCUGCCUUCCCGGUGCAGGACAGCCCCGCCAAGCUGCAGCCUGCCGUCAGCUACGCAUCCAAGGUGAAGGCGGGAGCACCGAGUGGGGGGCUGGAGGAAGACCGCCCUGCCAUCGGUGUGCUGCUACAGAACCAGUGGGGUCUCAGUUUUAUCAGCGAAGCGAGGCCAUCUACAGAGGUCUCCGGGCUUCGGCCCGCUAUCAACACCCUCCUUCCUCAGCCCAUAGACGCCGAACAGUCAGCAGGUCAACAGUUCGAAACAGUCCUCACAGGCCACUCUCCGGAAGACUGGUCUAUUCCAGUCACUACCUCCAUCACCCCCACCACACGCCCAGAGGUGGAAUUGAGCAACGGGAAGCUGCUGCUUAGUUGCCGUCAUCUAGUGGAGGCACUGCACUAUCACAGUAAAGAAUGGAAUGCUAUCUGCAACAAACAGAAAAAAGUUCCCAAACAAGUCGUCUGGUACAAGGAGACCUAGGAGCACCCUCCCCUAGCAUUGUAACACCACAACCCCGCGUAAAGAUGGACAAUUGUACGAGCCCUGUUCUCACUUACUCACACACACAAUGAGGUCUUCACGCAAAGCCGCACUGAGACACUUUGGACUAACUCUUGAGAUCUUACAGCAAUGGACUUUUUUUUAAACGCCUUACAGAAAGCCUGCCUUAAUUAAUCAGACCUGUUUUCAUCACCUCAUUACCAUUUUUAGCGUGUAUGUGUAUAACUGGUCAUUUAUUUUUCUUUUUAAAAGGAUCUUUGCUGAGCUGUAAUUUAAUCCCCCCCCUUUUUGAAAUUUGCAGUCAGUUUUAUCUUCUGUGAAGCGAGUGGUCAAUCAAGCACUUUGUCCCAAAAAAAAUCUGACUAAUCUGUGUGGGAAAAACCCUCACUGGAGCAGCCCCCCCAUCUCAAAUAGAAACAGAAGGUCUUGUAGGGUUUUAUGGUAAAUGUAUGCAGAUGACUUGUGUAUCUUGUGUCCUCAGUUUACAGAGAGGGGGGGGGGGGGUAGUCAAAGGCACAGUUCACCCUUAACCCAUCAGAUCUUAAUGCUGUGUCGUUUUUAUUUGGUCCCCCAGUUGGGUGAACAUUACUGAUUUAUCCAUAAGGGAUCUUACCAUGUUCAGUAAUAAAAGAAUUACACUGGAGGAGAAAUGUAAGUGAACAGUAUUGCUUAAUAAAAAUGAAUGAACUUGAA
This is a messenger RNA of Gasterosteus aculeatus aculeatus (three-spined stickleback), 1751 nucleotides long. RefSeq lists its product as uncharacterized. Gene Ontology annotation, molecular function: RNA binding. NCBI's taxonomy places the organism in Eukaryota, Metazoa, Chordata, Actinopteri, Perciformes, Gasterosteidae. Gene Ontology annotation, cellular component: cytoplasmic stress granule; nucleoplasm. The record is from RefSeq and is a predicted model, not a curated record.